Messenger RNA from Amyelois transitella, 2727 nucleotides. RefSeq lists its product as uncharacterized. The coding region runs from base 1 to 2685 and encodes 894 amino acids. The transcript is spliced from 17 exons. NCBI's taxonomy places the organism in Eukaryota, Metazoa, Arthropoda, Insecta, Lepidoptera, Pyralidae. The record is from RefSeq and is a predicted model, not a curated record.
AUGCCCAAAAAGCAUGAUCCGAAUAAAUCAUCGGAUAAAUCGGUCGGUGUAAACGAGUUUAAUGAUAGGGAUUUGUUUUACGUGUAUCCUAAAUUAUUUUCCGAUCUUCUUCGUCAAGAAGAUGCUGCGAGGAUACCAGGGGAUACCAGUGAGGCUGAGAAGUUGGUUCUGCCGAGUGAUAAGGAAUGGAAAUUAUCGCAGUACUUUCUGCUCGUCGAUUUGCAGAAAACUUUGGAAACGGAGACGGAGGAAAAUGGUGAAAAUCCAUCGUUACCAAUGGAGGAGCCGUCGGAGGAGUGGGCCCCCUGGAACCUCGUGGUGUCCAUCAAGAACCCCAACGCGCCGCCUCCUGUGGCCGUGAAGACCACUCCGGGACCCGCCUGGGAUAUUGGGCAGGUCCUUAAAGCAGCUUACCUACUUAGCAAGUCAGAAAAAAAGGUUGAUUUUGCAGACGAACAAGAGAUGCGCUGCGUUUACUCACUUAUUUACGACGUAUUUCGAUAUAAGACGAUAUUGGAACAGGCCAUUGAAGACGUCGAGUUCUUCACAGACUACCCAGAGCUCAAUCCCUACCGCCAUGCCGUGUGGUUAUUUCUCAUGGAGUUGGCCCGACGGCGGUGGGGGGCGCGCCCGCGCAGCGAAGUGGAGAGGGCUACAGAACUCCUGAAUAAAGCCGGUCAACCCUUCAAGAACAUAGAGAGUACAGUUUGGGAGCAGAGGGUACAUUUUGCGGCAGCAAUCGCGAGGAUACGAAUAAAGAAGAAGGCGUUCACGUUAUCAGAUCUGCUGCCGCCACAUUUGCGCGAAGAACGGGUAUCGGGAUGUGUCAAUAAAGACUCCGUUACCGGAUGGGUCAACACUUUCAAAGCCAAAAAAGUGGCAAAGCUCGUGGAGAAGCUUCACCAGCUGGGGUAUUCCUACAGCAGCUCGCGACAACUUUGCGCCGGCGAGUACAGAUUCGAUCGCGUGUGCCCAAGGUUCAUAACAAUGCGACCACCAGAGAACACGAGCGUUGGACAGCUGGAUCUAGUCAAGAAUGGCAUUAUUGUACUUCAGGAGCGAGAAUUCUGCGAAGGAGCGUCCACACUUUGUCGUGCAUUGCGUGCGAAUUGUCUCACAGGCGUGGUGGCCCAGAGUCACGCUUCGUCACCGCGAUCAUCUGCCUACUUGGCAGCUCAGCUGAGAGAGUUAGCGGCAGUCCUGAAGGCGCAGACACCCGCAGCACCCGCCACGCCGCAACUGGGGAAGCUGGUCGUGUUUGGAGCGGGGGAUAAAGUGGAAAGCUACGUGUGUGCACUUAGAGAACUUGGCAUCGACGCAUCAGAACUGCCACAGUCUGAAGCUCCAGUGUGCGUGCUGAGCGAACCGGUACACUGCGACACUCCCGCCGUCCACAGCGCCCUGGACGGGGUGGUAGCUGUGCUGGCCACACCACCCAACUCGUACUCGGCGGUCACUGACCCUAUCGACUUGGUCUGCGGACGAGGAGGCGACUUGGCCAUGCUCGAGUCUCUCACUGAAUCGGAAGUUAAUGCAGAAGGAAAAGCUCGCGUGGCGACGAUUCUCGAAGAACAGAAGAAAACCUUAAAAGCUCUCAUGUCGAAGCCGCAGAUUCAGCUGAUUUUGUACGAGACCCAUUCAGCUUUAGAGGCAGAAAACGAGGCGCAGGUGACACGAGCCGUGGCUGAGGCCAACCGCCUUGCCAGGGAGCGUCACGCCUUACUGAAAAAGAAGCACAGGGAACGACCAACUAGCGCCAAGAAAGAUUUGGACAACGUGGACUCACUUACCACCAUAGACAGUUCGGGGUCACUGUCUGAAAUCAACAAGGAUGAAACAACAGAUGGAAUUUCCAUUGUUAAUGGCUCACCAACUAAGACUAGACCUGGUUCAGCGUCCACCACAUAUACUAAUAGAAGCAGGCCACCUAGUGCUGAAACCGCGCUGAAGAAAUAUGCCAAUAGUCCUGAAGUGACGUCAAGACCUGGAACGAACAAGGCGAGGCCUAUUCCGCAAAUGCCGGGAGUUCCAGAAAAUAAUGAAACCGACUUCCUUAGAGAUCCUGACAAAGAUAGUUCUGACGUUAAUGUGCCAGGUUGUGAUUUGUUUGAAGUGAAAAAUUUGCCAAAUCUCGGGAACGGGUUGGACAUCAAUUACAUUUUAGAUAGAGACGGUUGCUACCUCGGUCUAAUCCAGCGCAAGGAGAUAACCCGGCUGGACGCCAAGUUCAUGAUCCGAGUGGCGGAGGAGCGCGGCCUGUUCGGCGCGGGCGCGGCGGCGGCGGCGCCCGCGCGGCGCGUGCGGGCCCCCGCGCCCGCGCGCCGCCGCGGCAGGAAGGUCGAGAUCGAGCGUCUAGCAGCGCCGACGUACGCCUCACUCUGUCGCUCCAAUCGCCGCGGCAGCGCCCCGGCUUGCCUCACGCACGACGAUCUCACGCACGACCACCAAGAGAAACCGCAGGACACCGUGUGUUCCAAACACAUUCGACGACAAGCAGCCGCCGCCGCCAUCACCGCCGCCGCUUGCACUUGCGACGCGAGGCAUCGCCACUCCCCGCGCACGCCCCGCCGCGCCUCCCUCGAGACCGCCGCGCCGCCCGCGCCGCCGUGCCGCCGCCCCUUCCCGCUCGUGGUCCACGACCUUAGGCUCAAAACCAUUAUACAGACGCAUAAGAUCAGCGUUUAACAUUUAGCGGCCGGUUCUCAGUUAUUUCUUUAGGUACAGAUC